Messenger RNA from Peromyscus californicus insignis, 3243 nucleotides. RefSeq lists its product as uncharacterized. The record is from RefSeq and is a predicted model, not a curated record. The transcript has 3 exons. NCBI's taxonomy places the organism in Eukaryota, Metazoa, Chordata, Mammalia, Rodentia, Cricetidae. Bases 1 to 882 code for a protein of 293 amino acids.
AUGACGGGGGACAAAAAAGACCUAAUUCCUAGAAAGUGUUCCACAAACUUGCCAACGCGCUGCGGAACAACCAUUGGCCUGCCCACCGGGUUUCCUCUGCCCGCCCCGGUCUCCUUCUCCGUAGCAGCAACACUUCGAUGUGUCAAAGCAGCACUUUGUGAGCCGGCCCUCUCCUCUGCCGCCCGGUCGCCUCCCUCGGAGUCUCUGGUUUCCAAAAGGCAGGAAAGGGGGGAAAGCAGGACGGCUCGGGUGGAGAAUGGGAACUCCUACGUGGUGAGGGAGCGAGGAGGGAGGCGAAAAGAGGAAGCCAGGGAAGAGGGAGGGGCUGGGCUGAAGCCGCCGCCGCCACCCCCAGGGGCCGCCCCGGAGCGAGCUAGCGUCCAGCUGCUGUGGGCGAGCACCGCUAGACUAGGGAUCCCCGGGUCUGGGAGCCCUGAGGAUGCUAGCGUGUGGUCCAGCCUCCAAGCAGCGAUCCUGCCUCCAGCCCCUUCGCGUGCAGCCGCUGCUUCGGCAGCGGAGGCUGCGCUGCGUCCGCCUCCUCCUCCAGCAGCUGCCGAGGGCUGGCAGGACUCAGAGGAGGCAGGAGAGGAGGGGAGGAAAGCGCUGCUCGGAGCAGGUCCCCGGCAGCGGGUGGAGGAAGAGGGGUGCACCCAGAUCACCACCACCAAUGGUCACCCUCCCUUACAAGGGGGCGACAGCUCGCCCCUGGGUCCUCAAAGCAGGGGUAAUCGGGCAGGCGAUGAGUCUUGGGGGGGGGGGGGGGACGGAAAUGAACCAAUGUGGAGCCACUGCGGGCUAGGAAGGACUGCGAUUAGCCAUCAACUCUUUCCCGUUCCAGGAGCCUCCCGGGUGUCCCUCUCCCUCCCUCCUCGGGAGGGGUGAGGUGGGCUUCCAGCCUCCCGCUCCUCACGCGGCCCGUUUAAUGGGCAGGUAAUUUUCUCGGGCUGGAUGACGGCUUGGUGGGUAAUCUCUUACCAUACAAGCAAGAGAACCAGAGCCUGAACCUUCAGAACCCAGAUAACGUAGGGUGGGAUACCAUGCAUCUGUAAUCCCAGUGUUGUCCCAGGAAGAUGGAAGGUAGAGAUGUGAUAAUCCUCCAACAUUUGCAAGACACAGACUGAUGGAUGUAGUGAGAAGCAAAAAUACCUCGUCUCAGAUAAGGAGGAAGGUGAGUACUGACAUCGAAAGUUGUUCCCUCACCUCCACAUACUCCCUGCUUGAAGCUCUCACACACAGGAGUACUGUUAUGUACUAAUACGAACAUAAAAACUAACAGAGGAACAAAUAUUAAGAAUAAAUGGCAUCAAUGCAAUUUGACUUUGAUACAAAUUGAGUGUCUCUGUCUUCAUGCCUUGUUUCCUUUUUCGUUUUCAGUGAGUAGCUGCUGAUAUUCACUAACAAUAAAAUGUAAUUAUACAGUAUCUAAUAUAUGAUAUAUUGAGUGUCUAAAUUUAUUAUUUUCAGCAAUCUGCAAAACAUUUCAUGAUAUCUCUACCCUUUAAUUUCUAAUUUUUUUCUAAAAUUACUCAUUAUGAUCUUUUUCUUCAGUUAUCUAAUAAACAUUAGUGUUUGAGGUAUAAUUGAUGCAGACAAGGUCAAUGAAAAUUAUAUAGCAUAAUGAGCAAUCGAGGGGUUUGUGUUUUAUUGUUGUAGAUUUUGUAGUCUGUUUCUAGAUCUGGCUUAAGUCCAGGUUGUUACUUACCUUUUAUGUUGUUUCUCUCAUCUCUACUCCCCACCAAAAGAACACAUUCAAAGGACGUUAUAUGAUAAAGCUGAAGAAACGUUUAUAGGAUUUCUGAUAGUCUAUUUCACAGCCUUUGUUUGGAAUCAUCAAAAGGAGAUGAAAAACUAUUUCAUUUUAAAGUUUUCCAGAUGAGAUUUCACCAUACUCAUAAGCAAUCUCUUUACUGAUCAUUAGGAAACUUUAGUCUUCUCUAAACUAAUGCUGAUGGAACAUUUCCACUCCAUUGUCCCUGCAAAGAACAAGGAUGACCAAUGUAAUCUUGAAUGAUAUAACAACAGAGCAGGCUGGAUCAAACUACAGCUUGAAAUCAGAUGUGCAAGGCAGAUCUGCACUAUCAUCUUAUUUCUACCAUUUUAGAGUAUCAGGUUAGCAAUUAAACUGUUAAACAAAGGUUAGAAUGCCAACUUCAAUAUAGGGGAUUGGAAUUAAUGACCUUGGUGGUGGUGGGUUACUAUAAUGAACUUAUGUUGAGAUGGCAAUGUUAUUUGUGAGUCGAGAAGCACAUCUCUUCACCAAUAGAGAACUGACUAACCUUCUCAGCUUCACUUACAGUUCAUUUAAACCACAUGAUUUGAGUUCUGGCCAUUGGCAUAAUAGCGCUUCUUUAUUCAGCCUGUGAUGGUUAGUAUUUAUUGUCAUCUUGACAAAAUCUAGAAUCAUCUAGGGACACACCUCUGGGCAUAUUUGUGAGGGACUUUCUACACUGUGAUAGCCGAGUUGGGAAGAUACAUCCUAAGCUUAGGGGGCAUCUUUCCAAAAGCUCAUGUUCCAGACUUGGUAGAAAGGAGAAAACAAGGUGAAUGCCUGUAUUCAUCAACCACUGCUGUGUGACCGCUGAUGCCAUGUGACCAACAGUCUCAAGCUGCUGUCAUCAUGUUGUCCUUUCCUAAUGUGGAUGCAAAAUGAACCCUGCUUGAUGUUGCUUUAGCCAGGCAUUUUGUUACAGUAAUGGAACAAGUAACUAAAAGACCCCUUGAGAUUCCAUCUCACGUCAUCCUCUUAGGAAUUCUGACUGUUCUCUCAUUGAUUAGAUUACCUCCUGAAAACAUUGGGCUGCAAGAUACAAUACAUCAUCCUCAAAAUGGUUGUUUACAGCUAAUUCAGACCAUCUUAUUCUCCUUCAAAGACUUCAGACUGCAACAAUUAAAUUGCAGUAAUACUUGCGUGUUUUUCUUAAAUAUGCAUGGUAACAACUACAAAGCCAUUUGCAUUAUCUAAUAAAAUUCUCAGAAUCCAUGUGUGAGUGACAUUGAUAUUAACUUUACUUCCAAGUGUAUUAUCAUUAACUCUGUAAUUCUGAGUAGAACUAAUGAAAACUCAAUAGAAGAGAGCACAAGGGUCAAUGUUUGUAGCUGAUAUUCUUAAACUCUCAACAAAGCCAACAGUAUCAUCUAGCUUGGGCCAGAAUCUUCUGGAGCAAUGUUUCCUGACAUUUAAAAAAAAUUUUUCAUUGCCAUUUUUCUAAGGAGCAGUUACAUUCAGAGUGCCCAUGUCCCCCU